Messenger RNA from Penicillium verhagenii, 1773 nucleotides. RefSeq lists its product as uncharacterized. The record is from RefSeq and is a predicted model, not a curated record. The transcript is spliced from 2 exons. Lineage: Eukaryota; Fungi; Ascomycota; Eurotiomycetes; Eurotiales; Aspergillaceae. The coding region runs from base 1 to 1773 and encodes 590 amino acids.
AUGUGGCCGAAUAGAGAACCAAAGCGAUCGCGCGGGAUGGGCAACCCCACAUCGAGCGAUCACGGCUCCACGCGUACAUCCGGUUUAGCAUGGGUAGAGCCCAGCUCCAAAGAUCUUCCUUCACUGCCCGAUGGGCAUCUGGAAGUUGCACAGGAUGACAAUGAAUGGCGAUAUUCUGCUGUUUCCCCGAUGGCUUCGCCCAUCCUGGAGACUGUGAACGAUAGUGGAAGCAGUUUCUGUGUAUCACCUAUUGACGAGUCGAGUGGUUUUGUGCACCAGGAACAAAGGGACUCAGCUGGGGCGUAUUUAGCUGAUGCUCAGUUGAACGCACUUUAUGUUGAUACUCCACCAUCCCCAGCACCUGCAGUGAUAGGCUCUUCGCCCCCGCGCAAGAAGAAGGCUGUUGCAUUUGUGGCAGUGCCAGAGCAAAUUCCCUCACCGAUAGAAAAUUUCUCACCGGAGACACCUGUCCUCAAGCAGCAGACUCAGCUAACGGGCCCCGAAGCGCCCAUCUACAGGGAUUUUGGAUACCACAAAGCUACCUUUCAAGAGCCCAUUUUGGAAGAGUCGGAUUCUGGCGCAUCCGUUCCUCUAGAACUAGCUUCUGAUGAACCAGUUGCUCUGCCACCGAUCUACAAAGAGAAUGAAAAUGAGCCCCCGCGUCAGCAACCAAGUGGCGUGCACAGGGAUCUCUACUCUGGCGAGUCAACCAUGUCUACCACUGGUAAAACUGUACACGGCAACUCGCAGAAUGUCGGCUCCCACAAACCAAGCGCAUCGGCAUCCAAUAUUUUCAACUGGGGGCGCGAGCAGCUUCUACCCAUAAAAGAAUUUGCCCAAGCCCGUAGUCGAAACAGUAGUUUCCACAAAAGCGAGAUUCCGGUACCCAUCACAGCAAAAGACAGCAAACAAAAGAAUGUCAAACCUCGGUCAACAUCGCGCACGUCUCCCAUGGAAGGACAUCCAAGACGUCCAAGCGCGAACAACGCAAGUGUGCAGUUUUCCCAUAUUGGGAUGGUCCCUACCACCGUGACGACAAUCACUGCCGGUGGUUCAAAAGCGCUGCCACAGCGGCCAGUACCACGAGAUACAAAUAAUAAGCAGUUGUGGGAAACUCGCUAUACCAAGCCGUUGCCAAAAAUUGUCACGGUGACUGAGCCAUUAUGGCCCGAGCAGCAUGAAGCCCUAUCUAGCGCCACCCCUGUUGCCUCGAAGCCCGACAGUCCCAACCCAUACCCAAGCCCGAAAGAUAGCCCGAAAGAAAGUCCACAAGAGAGUCCACGGGAAAUCUCUCAACAAAAGCCGAGUGCCGAAGCUGAACCAACGGAAGGCUCGCCCUCCAUCAUGUCUCGUCGACGCCCAAUUCCUCCCGUCUCCAUGCCGGUGUCAAGGAAGCCGGUUCGGAAGCCUACUCCGGCAGAAGCCGCCCAGGCGUCAAACUCAGUGGAUCAGUCUUCUACAAAUGAACCCAAGGAGCCCAUGGAUCGCAUCUUAGCUCUGGAAGCCAAACGAGAUGGACUUGCACGGCGUCGGGUCAAUUUGGAAACAGUGAUUAAAGAGUUGACUCAUGUCAUCCAACCUGGAAAUGUUGUCUAUGACCUUGCUGCCAAGCAAGAGGUGAAGAGGAGCGUCCAGAGCAUUGAGAAUGACAUUGCCGAGAUCAAGAGGGAGGAGCACGAGUUAGGAUUGAAGGCUGCUCGGGCGUGGAGACGAUUGGAUGAGUUUAACAAUGGCGAUGGCGGUACUCUUUGGGUGAAGCGUGUCACCAGCUAA